This is a messenger RNA of Linnemannia hyalina, 2421 nucleotides long. Lineage: Eukaryota; Fungi; Mortierellomycota; Mortierellomycetes; Mortierellales; Mortierellaceae. The record is from the annotation of a GenBank genome assembly.
AUGGGUCUGAAGGAAGUCAAGUUCAUCGACUGGUUCAAGGGAAAGUUCCCCCAUGCCGCACGGGUUGUCGCUAUGCACGAAGGAGCCCAUUUCGACUCGGUCUUCAUCGACGUCAACUGUAUUCUCCAUCCAGCAAUGAGGGCUGCAAAGAACGAGGCGCAGUUUGUCAAGAAGCUGUAUACUAUCCUCGAUAGGACCCUCUCUCAAUUCAUCCCUGAUCGAAUCUGUUAUCUAUCCGUUGAUGGGCCGGCUCCUCUUGCAAAACUCCUCACACAAAAGGCUCGUCGCGCCUCAAAGUCAGGGAGCGGAAAGCCGAACCAUAUGAGCACGCUUCAAGUAACCCCAGGAUGCCCGUUCAUGUUGCGACUGGAACAAUACCUCAGCUACUACACAGUCCGGUACCUGCAACAUCGUCGCUCACAAGGAAUCUCACCCGAUCUCAAAUUCGUUAUUGACCACUCCAACAAUCCCGGGGAAGGCGAGAGCAAGAUCAUCGAAAACGUCGUUCAACAAGCAGCCAACAUCCGCGGAAGACCUUGCGCGAUUCUCAGUAUGGACUCAGACGCCAUCAUUCAAGCCAUCACCCUUGGGAUGCCCAACAUCUUUGUUGUUCGCAAAGACUCACCCCAAAACCCAAUCGUUGCCAUCUCAAUCGACAAGUUUAUGCGGUCGCUGGAGGCCAUAUUCCCUGGGGAAUCCAACAGGAGUCGACUCGACUUUUGCGCACUUUGUCUAUUCCGAGGAAACGACUAUCUGCGAGGGUUGUUUGUUGGUCUAGAGAAACUCUGGCUGGCUUAUCUUUAUACUCGGCUUGUCGACCCGGCGAUUCAAACAAGGGGGCCUGAGAGAUAUCUUAUCGACGCCACCCUCAAGACGUUUGAUCUCUUCUUCUUGAAGCAAUUGAUCCUCAACUCCUACAAGGACAACAACACACUCAAAAUCCCCAACAACUUGGCGCCGCAACAAGCCCAACCACAGCGGCAACAAUCGCCAAUUGUCGGAUCUGAGUCUGAGGUAUCAGAGCAGGACGAGUACGGGAACGCGAGCGACAUGGAGUCUGCGGGCGGAGACGACAGUUCCACCGACGAUGACGAGGACGCAGGAGGAGAUAUCAAUGCAACGGGCUCCAACAGCGAUAUUGACGACAGUUCGGAUCAGGAAAAGAAGUACUCGGUGAAGGAUUACCUGGAGGGCGUAUUGUGGAACCUGGAGAUGUACUGCUCAGGAGUGUGCCCAGACGUCUCCUUCACCUACAAGUUCUGGACAGCUCCUCCUCGCAGAGCAAUCGUCACCUUUGUCGACACGAUUGCCCAAAAGAAACCGUACCAGACCUUGUCAGCCAGCUCUACCAGGAAAUUGGUCAAAGUGGUGACAAGCGACAAGACUUAUCUGCAUCCACUUGUUUGCGCCAUGAUUCUGUUGCCGAUAGAUAGAGCAGCCGCCUACUUGCCAGAAUCCAUGGCUCUUGUGCAAUCAGUCAUCGUUCCAGAAGAAUCCAGGUACCUUACACACGAGGAGAUGAUGACCAUCGAGGAGACCGUGCAUGGAAUCAUCGACGUCCUCUCAAAAUCCGAUAAGCCUCAAGACAUCAAAGUCGCCAAAGAACUGUACGGACUCUACAACACUCGAUCGCCCUACAUCUGGACCCGCGUCCGCACCGUAAACACUCGUACCCCAAAAACCGAAACCCCACCAAGCCCGAACGUCAUCAUCGAUGCUCUCCAAGCCCUCACCAUCUCCUCCCCCACUCCAGAAAGCAGCAAGCCCGACUCGGCCUCUCAGCAGCAGCAAGGGCGAUUCGUCGAUCUGGAAUGCCAGCAAGAUAUUAUUUGCACCUUGACCAAGACGCUGCCCAGUGCUGCGCAGGUUGGGCAGCCUAAUCGAGUACCAGAGAUUGUCGUGUCGUGGGCGGCUGAUCCUCGACAGCUGGAUAUCACGGCACAGGGAGCCAAGCCGUCGACGCCAUGGAUGUUUUUCUCGUUGCGGCAAUCUCGAUUUGGACGACCUGGUCCUGGUCAGCAGCAGUAUCGCCCGAGAGCACCUCAGCAACUUCAACAGCAGCACCGACAGCCAUAUAAUCAAGCUAGACCGAAUGUACCCGACACCCGAAACCCUCAAAACACACGCCAUAUACCACAAUUGAAUACGUCCGUAGACAAUCCCGGUCAGCAACAAGCUAGACGAUGGACGCGACCACCUGCACCUCAUGCACAACCGCAGGCGCCACCAGCAGCAGCACCAACCAACAAUGCCGGAAACAAAAACAACAACAACCAGCGAACCCCUGGACGAAAGCCCAAGCCCGCGCCCUCUUCCGUACCUGGUCCUGGUCCACAACAGCAACGGCAGCAUGACAAACGGACAGAGGACGGAACUGUUAUUCCUGCAGAAAAAGUGAUUCUUGUCAGCUCAGCCAAUUAA